AAUACCAAUCAAUGCAAAUCAAAGCUGUUAUUAGGAAGUGCGAUCCUUUAAAAGAUGAGCGCCGAGAGGAUCAUCUUAUUUUCAAGACACAUAUUUUUCCGUGUUGUUUUGCGGCUCUCGUUGCGUCCACAGCUUUAGUUCUCGCCUGUGGAGGGAAGAUGACUUUCUACGAUGGCAUUUACCCGUUCUACCCGCUACAAAGGAGCCCGUUCAUCUUCGACAUCAGCCUGCUGGUCGUGAUCCUGGUUUUCUCGGUUCUGGCUGUCAGCUUCCUCUUCAUUCUACCGGGAAUACGUGGCAAAUCGAGACUGUUCUGGAUGUUCAGGAUAAUCAUUAGUUUAUUUAUUGGAGUUGUUUUAGUUGCGUUGAAUUUUACUGGAGACUGGGCUGAAGCCAGUGUGAAGGCAAAUGCCACCUACAAAUCCUUCAGUAACGCUGUGGUGUCUGCUGAGGUGGGACUUCAUGUGGGGCUGUAUGGCAUAAACAUCACACUCAAAGGCGAACCAGUAUCACAGAUAAAUGAGACCAUUGACUACAACGAGAUCUUCAGGUGGUCGAGCAGCGUGGAUGAGCAGUACAGCGAUGCGCUGGAGCGAGGUCUUCCCAACCCCAUCCUUUACAUCGCAGAGAAGUUCACUCGCAACAGCGCCUGCGGCCUCAUCUACCAGUACAGAUACUCAGGCCGCUUCGCCUCAGCCAAUCUGUGGACGGCUUUUUGCUGCUGGCUCGUGGCCAAUGUCCUCUUCUCAAUGCCUGUCAUCCUCUACGCCGGGUACAUGAUGAUAGCCACGGCUGCUUUCAUCUUCUUCUCCAUGGCUUCCUUCUCAACUAUAUUCAGCGUGACCUCAUGUGACUUCAGUAUAGGUGCAGAGUCCUUAAGGACAGACUACAGCCAUUCCUUCUGGAUCGCUUUGGCUACAGGUUUGCUGUGCGCUGUGAUUGGUUUGGUGGUGGUGCUACUGGACUGUCUGUUUCCCGCGAGGAUUAGGGAGGUAUUCAGUGUGGGCGUGGACAAUGAGGAUGACGAAUGCCAUACUGGUGAAGGCUACCUCAACUCAGGCUUUCUAGAGGGAGUGAUCUAUGAUAACAACACACAGACAGGGAAUAGCUCCAUGUCUCAGCAGAUCACUACAUUAACAAGACUUUGACGGGCGGUUUGUUGUCAUCCACAACUACUACUUGAAAACUUGCAGACUGAAUUGCUGGGAGCAUCUGUAUAUACAAUUGUUACUGAUCCAACUGUUCUAUUCAAACUGCAUAUUCAUAUGUUUAUAUGUAC
Molecule: messenger RNA, 1279 nt
Organism: Onychostoma macrolepis
Lineage: Eukaryota; Metazoa; Chordata; Actinopteri; Cypriniformes; Cyprinidae
Gene: duoxa
Product: dual oxidase 2
Exons: 8
Coding region: 12-1148 (378 amino acids)
Biological process (GO): protein transport
Cellular component (GO): endoplasmic reticulum membrane
Source: RefSeq, a predicted model, not a curated record